This is a messenger RNA of Cladocopium goreaui, 288 nucleotides long. The record is from the annotation of a GenBank genome assembly. Lineage: Eukaryota; Dinophyceae; Suessiales; Symbiodiniaceae.
AUGGCUGGCAAGGCAGCUGCCAGGGCCGUGGCCCACCAACUGUCGAAGGCUGCUACCAAGGAUGGAUGGCAAGAGGUGGCCAAAGCAGCUUCGGAUGCGGCCUAUGCAUCUUUGAUGCCUCCAGCUGAAGUGCCGCGCGUGGCAGCUGAAACGUCAUCACUGGAAGUGGCCAAGGCAGCCGCUACAGAUGGCAAGACUGGGGAAGAGGCUGGCACCAUCCUGGACCGGAAGCGGAUGUCCAGUCGACUGGCAGUGGCACUGCGCGACACCGGAUUGAUUUCAUCCUAA